Molecule: messenger RNA, 1921 nt
Organism: Aaosphaeria arxii CBS 175.79
Lineage: Eukaryota; Fungi; Ascomycota; Dothideomycetes; Pleosporales
Product: iron reductase domain protein
Exons: 5
Coding region: 1-1890 (629 amino acids)
Source: RefSeq, a predicted model, not a curated record
AUGAUUGAUAGUAUUCACCUGACGAAUGUCUCAUGUGAUGCUACGUCAAAGAUCUGUUACUCCGGGUACUCGGAUCCAGAGUCGGGGAUAUACUUUGGAAUUGCUCUUCCUAAGAACGCCGCUGACCCUUAUGAUGCAAUCAUCACCAUCACAUCCCCUGUGAAGCACUACUGGGCAGCCCUGGCUUGGGGCGGUACAAUGGUAUGGAACCCACUAUCUGUUGCGUGGAAGAAUGGGAAAUCUGCAACGAUUUCUUCGCGAUUCGCAUUUGGCAUCAGUAUGCCGUUACCUUAUGACGAGGCGCAUCAUAUCUAUCUCAAGGGAACGCAGUCUAAUGACACACAUUAUACUGUCACUGCUCUUUGCAAGGGUUGCACAGGUUGGCAAGCCAAUGACGAUACAAGAUAUGCGCUACCUGCAAAUGGUACCACUGAAUUUGCUUGGGCAUACGGUGCGGGCGCUGUGGAGAACCCUGCAAGCAAUACCUCCGCCUUCAAUGUCCACGAAGCCUACGGCAAGUGGACUCACGAUUUGAACGCCGCCCGGAUUGAUAACUUCGACGCAUUGGUCAAAGCUAAUUUGCUGGAUGCCCCGGCCGUUCCCACCGAGCCAGUCCCCUCCGCUACGGUAAAGCCUAUCAAGGCUGCGAUUCCGGCUUCCUGCUCUGGAGCUGGCAAUCCGGCAUUCCAGGGAGUGCUAGCAAGCGGAUGGAAAGCCACCAAGAUCGCCGGAGGCUUGACCAGCCCUCGAUCUAUUCAAUUCGAUACUGCUGGCAAUAUGCUCGUCGUACAGUCUGGCAAGGGCAUCUCAUAUCACGUCAUGGGCACUGAUGGGUGCAUUACCUCUACCAAGAUGUUGGUAUCCCUCAACAGUCUAAAUCAUGGGAUUGCACUCAGUGUCGAUGGAAAGACAUUGUACGCCAGCUCGAUGACACAAGUGUAUUCUUGGCCAUAUGAUGCCGCAGCAGGAUCGGUUGGUACUCGAGCUACCAUCAUUACUGGCAUGGUUAAUGGCGGGUCUCACCUGACACGUACAUUGGCCAUCGCACCUCACAAACCGAACCUUCUAGUUGUCUCCCAUGGAUCCAACGCAAACAUCGAUCAAGCUUCAUCUAGCCCGAAGACCGGCCGUGCUAUCAUCAAAGUCUUCGAUCUAGCCGCAGCUCCAAGUGGAGGUUAUAAUUAUGUGUCUGGUGGUUGGAACGCGGGCUACGGCCAGCGUAACGACGUUGGCAUAACAUUUGACAACAACAAUAUGCUCUGGGGUGUAGAGAACAGCGGUGAUGACUUCAAACGGACGGUCAAUGGCCAGUCCAAGGAUGUCCAUCAAAACAAUCCUGGAGAGAAGAUUCAUUACAUGGGUGACGUUACCAAGCCAAAUGACAAUUGGUAUGGCUAUCCUACAUGCUUCACCGUGUGGCAACCUAGCGACUUCACCGACAAGAAGUUCAAUGUUGGCGAUUGGUUUGUCCAGGCGCCCAACAGUACUUUCAACGACGAUACUUGCAAGGAGCAGGCGGUUGCUCCCAAGCUCACCCUUUUCCCGCACUCUGCGCCAAUUGAUUGCAAGUUCGACGCCGACAACACCAACAUGUACAUCUCAUACCACGGUUCGUGGAACAGAAACCCUACCACGGGAUUCAAGCUCGUCGCCGUUCCCUUUACGAAGGGUGCUGACGGACAGUACAACCCCACAGCGCCGCUUUCGAGCACCACGGGCGCCGUUGACAUCUUUUGGAACCCCAACGUCGAAAAAUGUCAGGGCAACGGCCCAAGCUUUAGCUCGGGAUGCUUCAGGCCUGCAGGUCUGGCUUUUGAUAAGGGCGGUCGCUUGUUCAUGACCAGUGAUACUUCUACGAAUGGUGAGCUUUGGAUCCUUGGAAAGUCAUAAAAAAUGUAUCAGAGCUUAUCGAGGGACUGGU